CUCGCCACUCAUGCGCCGCGAGACUAGACGACCACACGUGCCACCCCACCACAGGAACCCGGGAGCCAGCAUUCGAGCACCGACCGACCUCCGAGACAGUUCCCGACAUGUGCCAGUGACUGACCAGUGAUUAAAAAAAAACUCAAGUGAAGUGACUUUAGCAUCCGUGUGAUGUGCGAUUGAAUAUCAAGAAGUGUUGACCAAAGCUGCAGCCUCAACCGUUAUCAGAAAUAUGGUGAGAGGGGCGGCGAUAGCGCUCGUGCUAGCGCUGGCAUGGGCGUGCGAGGCGCGCGCUAGCGUGCUCGUGCCGACCUACGUGCUGCCGCCCGACUCGUUCGUGCGCGAUCAGCGCAGCCUCGGCCCUCCGCCCGACGCCGACCCCGCUGAGUCGCAGCGAACCAUCAAGCGACUCAUCGGCGGACAUAUCAAGAUCAAACCCGAUAAAGAGUACGGUAACCCCAAGAACUCGAUAGCGUACGACGCCAAGAGCGAGACCGGCAAGUUUGUAGGCGUGGUCGUGCCGGACCAGUCGGGCAGCACCGUAGGAUGGAACCAGGGCAUAUGGGACGAUGGCAUGCUCAUGUCCAGCGCUGGCGAAGGCAAAGAGGCGGUCAAACCCAAAGAGGUGGACGAGGACAAAAAGACGCUCUCCGAUCAGGUGGCCGAAGGGAAAUAUGGUCUCAUUCAGAAUGAAAUUUUCUCUAAAACACCUAAGCGGCCGGGAAUAGUGAGUUACGAGCCAAACGCGGAAACUAGGGAUAAGGAUAAUAUACAGACAUUAGGAGGUCUGAAGAAAGACGAAAUUUGGCUAGCGGAGGACCAUCUAUUAGUGUUGAAAGGUGGUUCCUUCCCGGAGCGAACGAAAGAGACCGCUCGCAGGCCAUGGCCCCCGAUCGACGAUUACGAGGCGCCCAGAAGGCAAGUAAAGCUACCGCAGAAACCAAAAGUGCCACCGCCCUUUCCAGUACGACUCUCCGACGACGGACCGCUCGUCUUCCUCACUCCUAACGGCAGUGUCCCUGCGCCCCAAUUCCCUCCCUACGCUACGCGAGAAGGCGAAGGCCCUCUAUAUCCUCCGCCAUUCCCCUUUGCACCAGGUCCGCCCUACGCCCCGGGUGAAAAUCCGGGAAACACUUCUACCGGGGGAGCGUCGCUGCCAAUUCCUCCGUUCCCAUUCCUACCCGGGAAUGCGAGCGAAGGAGCAUUCCCUUUCCCUCCAUCCAUGAACGGCUCUUUUCCAGAAGGCUUUCCGCCGGGCGCAGCAUUCCUACCACCACCGAGCAACCAGUCCGACCUGUACGACGAAGACGACCCUUCGAUCUACUAUCCGCCGCCUUACAAUUUUUCUUACCGCGCGGACUACAACAAUAGCGUGCCAGCCGGACCAUUAGUACCUGGAAUUAUAUUGCCCCCACCUCCAGACUUCUUUGCUCCUAUGGAAGAUAAAACAACUACGCCAGCAACCAAAUCGACAACUCGACCGACAACCACAUCGACCUACGCCAGGCCAAAACCGACGAUAAAACGGCCGUCGCCGACACCGUCUGUGCAUCGCAACAAGUACAAGACUAGACCUACCACUACUACCACCACUACCACAGAAUACCCAAGGACAACUGAAGUGCCUACCACAAUAACAACGCCGCAGUAUGUUGAAGUAGUCCCGACCCAGAAAUUGAGACCGCAUACUGUUGUGGAGAUACCGAAACGAGUCCCAGUGCGUGUCCAGAAUCUUCCUGAAGAAAUUAACCAAAGACCGAAAACAGAAAAGCCUGUAUACAAAAUCAGGGGUAAGGUUACCUCGAAGCCUUUGUCGGUGUCCGUUAUAUACGACUAUCCCGAUACAUAUGAAAACCCGCCUACUACAACGGAGAAACCUUACAUUGUAUACAAAGUGCCAGAGAAAACUCCCGAUGUGGUCACGGACAAUUUUGUUACAUCGACCCCAGUGCCAUUAAGAGCGUACUAUUCGAACACCCAAAAUAGCAACGUACCGAUCACGAAGCUUCAACCUGUGUACAAUCGAAAGCCAAAUGAAAACGCCUUGGCAUCGUUCUACUUCUAUGACGAACAGCCUAAAACUUCUCCGUCCCCAGCAUCGUUCUUUGAUGGUAGAAACUAUUAUAAAACUGUGCCGACACCGCAGCAACAUCAACAAGCUUUCAAUAACCAACAAUCGUAUAACCCGGCUGUGGACGUAGCUUACGGAGCGAUCGAUCAAGCCGAUGCGUUAUUCUUGUGGCCACAGAAACAAGGCCCCCGUACGCUCACACAGGAAUACUUCAGUAUUCAGAAGCCCGUGUAUGUACAACCACAACAAAAACGGCCCGAGGCGUUCUACCAGCAGAUAGCUGACAUACAGCAGACUAUCGACUUGUUUACAACUAAGAGGCCCAAGCAACACAGACAACACGGCCACAAACCUAAGGCAAUCACCGCGAGACCCGUGCAAGUGCCUGUAUACCAGUUUAGUUAUCAAUCGAAACCGAGACCGGAUCAAUUCAGUUUCCGAGCGCCGAAAUUGGACCCUGAACCUUUUAGACCCAUGGUGAGCUACAGCAAGCCAUUUAAUUUGGAUAACGAGUUUAACGCCAUCACUCCAGCUUCGCCUGUGUCCCACCAGCAAUAUUUAAUAGAAAAUGUGCAAGUGACUACCGAGACACCGACGUCUACAAGAUACUAUCCGAAAACGAAGACCAGAGACGAAGAUUACGAGGACACCCCGAUAAUCAAGGAAGUCAGACCGAAAAACAAUCGAAACCACAUUCCGAUACAAAACGACAAGCCAGCACAACAUCACGUCAGCCACAGAGUUCCCAGCGUGACCCCGAGCCCGAUCAGCCACGGGUACUACACGCAGCAGGACGAGAGAUAUCUGGACGACAUCACUAAGAACUCCUUCGACAUCUUCGGCAAGAAGAUCGAAGACAGUACUCACGACGUCAACGGUUUGGCGGUGACUCCUCCUAUCGGCACGGUUAGGACGCCGAUAGACAACAACAUUAAUCUGAAUUACGCGUAUGAAAUCAUAGAGUCCCAGAGUCCAAAUCCGCCGUCUCUGGACAGAGACACUCUCGUUAACGAGCGUCACCCUCGGCCUCAGAUAAACCCUAACAGCGAGCCUAUAGGGCAUCAUAAUGCCGAGCUGGUACAGCCUCCCAAGCCGCCGUCAUUAGCCGAUGACACUCUAGUGAACGAGCGGCUACCACGUCCGACGAUAAACCCUGACAGCGAGUUUAUCCCGAUACCUAAUCCGGGAUACCGAUCACAGCAGUACAGGGUGCCAUCUCAAGUUCAAAGGCCACAGUACACAGCAGGGGAGCAAUAUGACUUAAACAGACCAUCGUUAGCUGGUGACACGGCGGUUAAUUACAGAAGGCCGCUGCCGCCUAUAAACCCAGAUGCGGAGUGGAUAUCGCCCGUGAACGCGGCAGGGGAAGGCCGGCCGGGUUCUUUCGUGUCGUACCGACUGCCUGGUGAAGGCGCUCACGUGUACUUCCUGACGCCCCAGGCGGCGCAGACGAGGGACCGCGAGAGAUACCGGUCGGCCGGCUACGGACGGUGAAACCAAAGCUCUAGUCUGAAGUUGUAUUGUGUAAAUAAAGCGCAAAUGUGAUGUUAAAGUGUCCUAAGUAGUGUAAGCGAAAGACUAGCGGGCGAACCCGCGUUGCCAUAUUUAGAACGAUUUUUGGACGUGCGUCCUGUUGGACGUUAGCGAUGGUUGGACGCUCGUAAUUAUUUAUUAAAUUAUUUUAAGAGACUGCGGUGCAUGCAUAGUUUGUUAUUUAUUUAUGUCAGUAUUUUCGAAAUGUUAGGAAUGUGUGAUAUGAUAGAUAAGAGUGACAAUGUGAACAUUGUGUUGUAAUUAUGGUGAUGAUUGUUAUUUUUAACAAAUUAAUAACAAAUCAUUGUGAUUUUGUACUGUAUUUUUAAUACAAAGAAUAUAAAAGUAAAAUAAAACAAUGUAAACAU
Messenger RNA from Cydia fagiglandana, 3972 nucleotides. RefSeq lists its product as uncharacterized. The coding region runs from base 233 to 3565 and encodes 1110 amino acids. Lineage: Eukaryota; Metazoa; Arthropoda; Insecta; Lepidoptera; Tortricidae. The record is from RefSeq and is a predicted model, not a curated record. The transcript has 2 exons.